This is a messenger RNA of Adineta steineri, 555 nucleotides long. NCBI's taxonomy places the organism in Eukaryota, Metazoa, Rotifera, Eurotatoria, Adinetida, Adinetidae. The record is from the annotation of a GenBank genome assembly.
AUGGCAGCAAAUAAGAUUACAAAACAAGUUAUACCUCUAUCACCAUCACGUUUUGCAUUUGGUGGUGGAACAAAACCCAUAUCUGAAGUAAUGUUUAAUAAAUAUGAUACGGAUAAGAAUGGAUCAAUUUCUCGCGAUGAACUUCGUUCUUUAUGUUAUGAUUUAGGAUAUUAUCUAUCUGAUGAUGAAUUAGCUUGGGCAUGGACUAUAAUGGAUAAAGAUGGCAGUGGAAUGAUUGAUUAUAGUGAAUUUGCUGAAUGGUGGAAGACAUCAUCUCGUUUUGAACAUUUAAAAAUGCCGAAUGAAAAGGAAGCAAUUCUCUUAUCUCGAGUGGCUGAAAUAUGUCGUUCACAUGAUACACAUAAUACAGGAACUUUAGAUCGAGAUCAGUUUACUUCUGUAUGUCAAGCACUUACCCAAGAAGAUAUCUUGAAUGCCAGUGAACAUCAAGCAUGUAAUUUCGAUGAAAUCGAUCGUGGUCAUGAUGGUCGAAUUAAUUUUAAUGAAUUAAUUGCCUGGUUCAAAAAUGUUGGCUUAUUCGAUAUGUGUCAAUAA